AUGUCUGAUUAUGAAAUGCUUUCCAUACAUCAUGUGUCGUCUACGGGGGCUUCGGAAAACAACCCGCUCUGGGGCUUUUUCAGGGGUUGCUUUUCGCAUUUCUUUUUCCUCAUGUUGAUCUCCGCGUCGGUUGAGUGCAGGAAAAAUCUCUUUGCGCGUCAACCUCUUAGUAGGCAAGGCAAAUCGUUACGAGUGGGCGAAAUGCAUAUUCGUUUGUUUGUCAUUGACCAAUUAUGCCUGUUGUGCAGACAUAUUGUCGAGGCUGUGGUAGAACUCCCAAGGAAACAGCCAGUUUGCCCAGCCGAAGAAAGCUACACUGAGCCGCGAUACGCGUCUUACGUAUCUGCAGCGUCCGGACCGGCGUUAUGA
This is a messenger RNA of Toxoplasma gondii ME49, 369 nucleotides long. RefSeq lists its product as hypothetical. The record is from RefSeq and is a predicted model, not a curated record. The transcript is spliced from 3 exons. Lineage: Eukaryota; Apicomplexa; Conoidasida; Eucoccidiorida; Sarcocystidae. The coding region runs from base 1 to 369 and encodes 122 amino acids.